Molecule: messenger RNA, 486 nt
Organism: Aphanomyces invadans
Lineage: Eukaryota; Oomycota; Saprolegniomycetes; Saprolegniales; Verrucalvaceae
Exons: 1
Coding region: 131-367 (78 amino acids)
Source: RefSeq, a predicted model, not a curated record
GGGUCGCAGAGGAUCGGUAGUCUCUAUUUGCCCUCUUUAUAAAUUCUAUCGUUCGAAAUCCACUCGAAAGGUUGCAAGCGCGUUUUCACACGCCAAGCGGCGGUCCAACACUACUCGAUUUUCCACCGUUAUGAAGGUUCUCAUUGUAGCUCUGUGUGUGGCGUUGGGUGCAUGCACCGACACGCCAAACUUGCGCCGAGAGCUGCGCCUCAACACCUGGUACGAUGACGCAAGCGAAGGCGACUACUACGCCCAGGCCGACCAAGUCGCGCAGGAACCCCGCGGGUAUAACGCGAACCAACAGUUCCACCAGUGGCAGGAGGCGCAAAUGCAGCAGCUGUACAACAAAGAGGGCUUUGGGAACUAAAGCGGUCGCUUCGAGUCAUGUCAAGGCCAAGAAGCCGCGCUGUUGUGGAUGUAGUUGCCCUUUGUGGGGUGGUAUUCGUUAACUAUAAAUGUCCAUGUUGAAGUUGCCUUUCGGGUCAA